AUGUCUCACGUCGGUCUGCUCAAAGCUGCCCGCCCAGCAUGGCGAGCUUCAUCCGCAAUCCCCAGGGCUGCCGCUCGACCUUUCUCGGCGUCUCGUAAUCUCAGGGCAACUACUCCAAUUCUCUUAGAAGAUAAAGAAAAGGGUUUCGGCUUCGUACGUCAUAACAGCCGUCCACCAAAGCCUCGAUCUGUGGGUGUGACUGAGAUUCGAGGGCCGUAUUACUCUGUUAUGGGGAAGCGAUAUCUUCAAGAUGUUUUAGAGACUAUGGGCCACCAUGUUGAUGGUCUCAAAUUCGCUGGCGGGUCUUUCUCACUGUUUCCAGAGGAUAAGUUGAAAGAGCUUAUCAACCUCGCUCAUGAGUAUAACGUCUACGUAUCAACAGGCGGAUGGAUGGAGCAUAUCCUUCUGCAGUCUGACCCAGGCUGGGCAGUAGACCAGUAUCUAAAGAAGUGCAAACAGCUUGGUUUCGACGUGAUUGAAAUCUCAUCAGGCUUCCUCUCCAUCCCCCAGGAUGACUGGCUUCGCAUCGUAGACAAGGUCCACGCAGAAGGUCUCAUCGCUAAGCCCGAAUGCGGGAUUCAAUUCGGCGCUGGCGGCGAUACAGAAGCUUCGGAGCUGUCGUCAAUUGGAACAUCUGACCCUUCAAAGAUAAUCCACAUGGGUAAGCGCUUCAUCGACGCUGGCGUUGAGCGCAUCAUGAUUGAGAGUGAGGGCAUCACUGAGAAUGUCAAGAGCUGGAGGACAGAUGUCAUUCAGCAGAUCUUGAGAGAACUACCCCAAGAGAAAGUCAUGUUCGAAGCUGCGGACCCAAAGGUGUUCAAUUGGUACAUCAGAGAGUUUGGCACCGACGUCAAUCUGUUUGUGGACCAUUCGCAGAUUGUGCAGUUGUCUUGUUUGAGAGAAGGUAUUUGGGGACAAUCUGAUACGUUUGGGUCGGUCGUCAACUAUAGGCCAUGA
This is a messenger RNA of Fusarium coffeatum, 957 nucleotides long. RefSeq lists its product as uncharacterized. Lineage: Eukaryota; Fungi; Ascomycota; Sordariomycetes; Hypocreales; Nectriaceae. Bases 1 to 957 code for a protein of 318 amino acids. The record is from RefSeq and is a predicted model, not a curated record. The transcript has 3 exons.